AUGGAAGUGCUCAAGACGAAAGUAAUCACCGAAAAAGCGGCGGCGAAGCUGCUUAAGAAGUUUGUAGAGAACAAGGAAAAGGAAAAGAAUACGGACCUGAUGAUGAACGAGGAGAUCAAGUUCCAAUUGGCGCAGGUGCUGGCGUACUUAGACGGCAAGAAGCCACAAAUUCAGCUGCAGCAGGAUGAAGGUCUGUACGGGCAGUAUUAG
Peronospora farinosa is the source of this 210-nucleotide messenger RNA. The record is from the annotation of a GenBank genome assembly. NCBI's taxonomy places the organism in Eukaryota, Oomycota, Peronosporomycetes, Peronosporales, Peronosporaceae.